AUGACCCAUCACAAAGGAGUGAACCUGAGGGACGUCAAGGUAAAUGACACACAGGAGUUCAUUCAGGUGAGACCCUACCAGGAAGGCAGCCUGGAAGACCUGUGGCAGGUCAGGAGCAGCUGUGAAUCGGGUCGCAUUGUGGCUCUGAAAUGCUCAGAGUGUGGGCUCCUCCCCAGGGCUGUGCGGGUGGUCGGGGGGACGGAGGUGUCCCCGGGGCGCUGGCCCUGGCAGGUCAGCCUGUACCACGGCUCCCAGCACCACUGCGGAGGCUCCGUGCUGGCACGGGAAUGGAUCGUCACAGCGGCUCACUGUGUGCACAGGCGGCUCCAAGCCUCUGCCUGGCUGGUUUUUGCCGGUGUUACCACCCAUGGAUCAAUGAAGCAGGAGGCCGGGGUAUCAGUAAAGAAAAUAAUUUACCACCCGCUUUAUAAUGACAGCAGCCUAGACUACGACAUUGCUGUGAUGAAGCUCCAAGUCCCCCUGAAUUUCUCCGAUGCCAUCCGUGCCGUGUGUCUGCCACCCCCCCACCAGGACCUCUUCCAGGGCACCCAGUGCUGGGUGUCUGGCUGGGGCUAUACCAGACCAGACCAAGGGCAGGUUGCCGAGACGCUGAACGAAGCUCCCGUUCCUCUGAUCGGCACCAAGAGGUGCAACAGCUCGUGUGUGUACGGGGGUGAGCUCACUGCCAGGAUGCUGUGCGCUGGCUACCUGCCUGGGAAAAUAGACGCGUGCCAGGGCGACAGUGGGGGCCCCCUGGUCUGCCAGGACAGAUUCGCCUGGCGCUUAGUGGGCAUCGUGAGCUGGGGCCGGGGCUGUGCUGAGCCCAACCACCCCGGGGUUUAUACCAACGUGGCUCAGCUGCUGCCCUGGAUUUACCGUGUCACGGAGAUCUACUAGAACUAAGGCCCGGGAGCAACACUUUCCCUUUCUGCAUAGUAAGUGGAGAACGGUCCAGGACUAAUUCCUACCGUGUCACUAGAACCCUCACAGAAUCCCC
Messenger RNA from Calidris pugnax (ruff), 997 nucleotides. It is a transcript of the gene TMPRSS5, whose product is annotated as transmembrane protease, serine 5. Bases 1 to 897 code for a protein of 298 amino acids. The transcript is spliced from 8 exons. NCBI's taxonomy places the organism in Eukaryota, Metazoa, Chordata, Aves, Charadriiformes, Scolopacidae. Gene Ontology annotation, cellular component: membrane. Gene Ontology annotation, biological process: proteolysis. Gene Ontology annotation, molecular function: serine-type endopeptidase activity. The record is from RefSeq and is a predicted model, not a curated record.